AUGAUCGAAACUGAAGCCAAGAUCAACUCAGCUCCAUCAAUGAGCAUCUUGAAGGACCCAGUGUGGGCUGAUCCUAUUAUUGAGAUUGAGGUUCGGAAGAAAGUGGCAGAACGAUUUAGAGAAGAACCAGAGUAUCAUGAGCUGUGUCAGCGGCAUCACCAGCCUCUUAGACAGCAGAAAGGCUGUCCAGUACUAUAUUGCCAGCGCUACAUGAACCAUAUGGCACAGAAGGGCAAGUACCAAAUGACACAUCAGGAUGAGUACCAAAUGACAAACCAACAUCAGUACCAGUUAAGACAAGAAAGCCAGUACCAGCCAACACCACAAAAUCAGUACCAGGCCCCUCAGCAGUACCAAGCCACACAACAAUACCAAGCUCCUGACCAGUACCAAAUACAAAACCAGUACCAUCAGCCCAGUCAGCACCUUCACCAAGCAACCCAGUCCUACCAGCCAGUACCUCAGCAGUACCAACCGCCACCACAAUGGCCCCGGCCGGUGUACCAACAGCCUCAAGUCUAUAUUCCCCAAGCUCAAGGUUCUUAUGUAAAUGGAUGUACAUAUUAUUGUUAG
Bursaphelenchus okinawaensis is the source of this 573-nucleotide messenger RNA. The record is from the annotation of a GenBank genome assembly. NCBI's taxonomy places the organism in Eukaryota, Metazoa, Nematoda, Chromadorea, Rhabditida, Aphelenchoididae.